CUUCAUAAUCCAUUAGAUACGAAGAUGAUUAAUUCUACUUGAUUGUCACCUUCAAAAAAAAACUCCUUUAUUAUAAUAAUAACUAAUUUCCUGGAAUCAGGGUUCUGAUAUCGAUCUCCCACUUCCUAGCACCGCAUAGAAAACGCCAACGCCAUAAUUCAUUCAAAAAUAGUUCCGAGCAUAAUAAUGCUGUUUCAGCCUAUUGUUAAUUUUUCAAGACAAUGUAUAGGGGUAUCAGUUCGAUCCAAAACCCCUAGUUGGGGGGCCGUUGGGGGGAUGAUUUCCCACCAGCACAACGCAUAUCGGCCGUCCGUGUUUCGAUGAAAACCAGUCACAGUUUGGCGACGGUGGCGUCUUCGCUUCAGCGUUUCGUGGUGCACGAAUGUUCUUUGAAGUGUCCGUGAACUUGCUCAACAAGAAACCAUCCAUCACUGACAUCUAUCCUCCAAAUGGCGAUAGCGACAGAAACAGCGACGCCUGGCUACCAAUGGAGAAAACCAAAAGAGUAUUUUUUGUAACGAAACUUUCCAACACUCCGGAUUUGGAGAUGCUGACCAUGCCAGGAGUGUUAUUGGAAGAAGACAUCGAAGACGAAAUGGGAGAACCAAUCAUAGUUUGCUGCAAAGAAGCCAAAGCAGGAUGCAAGCGAGGCAGUCUCACAGCAGGACUCAGCCCAACUGAAAGAAGAUUGAGGGAAUUGAUACAAGUUGGAGCAUAUGGGGCAGCAAUAAAUCAUACUGCGGCACUUUUGGCUCUAUAUGGACAAGGAAGAGGCAAACAAGGCCACCGUACAACGCAUUCGCCUCAAUCCCUACAAAUUUGGUACAUCCGAAUAGCUUUGCUAGUGAAAAUCAAGUCUUUCGCAGUUGCUCAAGCUGAAGCUCAGCCGUUUAGUCAAUUAGAAAAACCCGACAUUUUUUAUCAGUAUUAUCCAGAAUUAUAUGGUAAUCGUACAGGAUCGAUGGCGUCAUUCAAUUUCCGAUUACUUUUAGCUGAACUACCGAUGAUUUGUGGCAAACCAAAAGAUUCUUUGCGAAAACUGUUUUGCAUUUGGGCCACCAUAAAACGGAUGCUUAAAAACCUCAAACAAGGUUUAUGCGAAGAUGGUUCCUCAUCCAUCAGCGAUACAGACAAAACCAACUCCCUAAAACUAUGGACAAUUCGCGAAUCCAAAGUGAUGUACUCGAUAGUAAAUUGCUCGUGCUCGAUAAAAGAUUACGCUUUAGCUAUCGAAAUGCUGGUACACCUUUGCGAAAGAGACGGAGCCCCAAAACACGUGCUCUUGUCCGCUCUGGGACGUUUACAUUUACAAACCGGAAAUAUUUCCGAUGCAGAAGUUUGCUUUAACGAGUCCAGCCAUUGCGGUUCCAAUAGCGUCAGGGGUUUGGUAGACAAAGGCCUAUUGGCUAUAGCUCAAAACAACUACGAAGAGGCUUACGUUUGUUUUCAACAGGCCAACUGUUUGGAUCCAUCUAAUAUCAUGAUCCUCAACAACAUGAGUGUUUCCUUAUUUCAUGCAGGACAAACCAAAGAAGCCAUAGCGGUUUUGGAAUCUGCCAUAUCUUCUAAGCCUGUAGGCGGUGUUCAUGAAUCUCUUAUUUUGAAUUUGUGUACUUUGUACGACAUGCAAUCGUCCAGGGGUAUUAUGAAAAAGUUUGCUUUGUUGCGGCAAAUGUCCAAAUAUAGUGCCGACGCUCCUACGACAAUUUUGGAGAAACUUUACGGAUAAUAAUUUAUUUUUGUUUGUAAUAUUUACCAUUUUAAAGUUAAGUGGUGAAUUUAGGAUUUUUAUUGAUAUACAGGGUGUUCAAUUAACAUAUUAGAUUUAGAGCAUAUCAGAGUAAUAAUUAAUGCAGAUGAUCGAAUAGUUUAAAUGAAAUAUAUGGAGCUGGGUAUUAAAGAUUUUUAAAUUACCUGCGACCGGCCUCUAGUGAGUUUAAAAAAAUAAGUAUAGAA
This is a messenger RNA of Ceutorhynchus assimilis (cabbage seed weevil), 1956 nucleotides long. The record is from the annotation of a GenBank genome assembly. Lineage: Eukaryota; Metazoa; Arthropoda; Insecta; Coleoptera; Curculionidae.